Schistosoma turkestanicum is the source of this 1171-nucleotide messenger RNA. The record is from the annotation of a GenBank genome assembly. NCBI's taxonomy places the organism in Eukaryota, Metazoa, Platyhelminthes, Trematoda, Strigeidida, Schistosomatidae.
UUUUUAAAAGGAAGCGUUACUGAUUUUCCGCAGUUAUGAACAAAUGAUAUAUAAAGGCUGAAAAGGAACUUUUAUGAAUUUCAAUAAUAAUUAAGAUACAACAAAGAAUAAUAAUACCAGUUGUAGUGUAUUCUUACUUCCAGACAUUGGAUUAUGUGGUGGAGGAGUGUCACUGUCUUCAAUCAUAAAUAUAUUCCCGAGUUUCGCAGUAAUGUCAGAUUCAUAAGGGAUAAACCGUGGGUGCCUAAAUUCAGACUCAUCCGUCAGAUGCAACCAUGGGAUUCACCAGUUGAUCCCAGCAGUAAUAGAGUUAGUGAGCAUGAAGGCGUAUCGGAUAUGCGAAGGAGGUUACGUAGAAAUGGAAUGUUACCUCCUCUAAUUUUUCAAGAUCGUCCAAUAAAUAUUGGGCAUACAGGAGGUAUAUUCAAUCCGUAUGUUCCUCCUGAUGGAGAUUAUCAAACUUCAUUAUUGUCCCCAAAGAGACUGACAUCUUUAAAAGACAAUCUCCUUAGUAAGGGGAAGAAUUAUAAGGAUUUGAUGCUAAUUCGGUCAUAUGAACCCUCAUUCAAUUCCAAAUUAUUCGCUGUUGAAGCUGAAAAUAUUUAUGUUGAAGCUCAUGAUUUGUUACAAAAUUACCGUCAAAAUGAAUCCCGAUUAUUUGAACUGGUUACUGAAAAAGCACUAGCAGAAAUGACUGCUGACUUAAAAUUGCGAACUUUACGAUGGAAGUUUGUUGGUAAUAUUGAACCACCCAGAGUUGUACAAAUACGUUGCAAUGAACUUUUAUCUAAAAGCAAUUACUACGCUCAGGUUACAGUUCGUUUCUAUACACAACAGAUUUUAUCAAUUUACAAUCGUUUUGGUCGUCUAUUGUAUGGUAACCCGGAUACUGCUGUUGACGUACUCGAAUACACUGUAUUUGAAAAGCAUAUUUCUGAUGAAUAUGGUACAUGGAGAUUACAUGGUAAAAUUUCUCAUCCGAAUUCUACAUCGAAAUUUACCUAUAUACCUACUCAACGAUUACUGCCAGUUAAUUCAUCAUCAACAACAACACCGGAAUCAACUAACUUACUAGCAAAUAAUGAAAAUGACACUGAUAAUCCUAUGUCAGUUACCAAUUCAAAUAAAGAUAGUGUAAAUUAAUUUCAUGGUUUUCUAUAUUAACAAAAAG